GAGGCUCACAGCUCACGCUUAUCCCGCCACAUUUUCGCCUCAGCCGGACAUGCGCACAAGUACUGUAAAUUCGACAGCUUAUGUUGCUUCGUGGGGGCAGGAGUUUAAAAUACCUACAGCUGGUGUAUCUGCCGAAUGCAAAAGAUGUCAGGGGUGCAGAAGGCCCCCGGCAGCGUCGAGCUGAAGCCGCCUGACAAAGGGGAGCAGCCGAUGGACCUGGCUCCCAGGACGGCGCAUCAGCACGUCGCCGCCGCCGCCUCUGCUGCCAAACCGACGCAAUUGCAGGUCACCACUAUCGGGCCCGCGCUCCGACCGCACCUGGACACGGCCAAGUCGGCGUUCACGACGCUGGGCCAGAGGCUUCCUGCGUCUUCAAGGCCAGUCUUGCAGCCGGCCAUUUCUGUGUCCUCAACCGGGGGAAAUGUAGUCGCUGCCUCUGUUACACCAUCGUAUACAGUCAAGUCUGUGGGUGGAUCGUCAGUGCCCCAACUCUCAACGCUGCGGCACAUGGUGACGCCAUCAGCGACAGGGGUGUCGUCUCCGAAUGCUGGCACCAUUGUUACUUCAAUAGCAUCUCCAAUGGCAUCCAUCAUCCGAGGCAACACCAUCACUACCACCCAGAUUGGCCACACUGCCUCACAUCAGUUCUCUUCACACGUACCCCGAGGGCCAGCAGCUGUUGCAAGCAUCAACACUGCUCCAAAAUCGGCGCUCGCAACGCCAAUGUUGCGGUCUUCAAUGAGUCAAGCAACCACAGCACCUCACAUACCAGUUGGCAGGACGCGGCCAGUGUACAAGAUGACCAGAUGGAUCGCGAAGUUUCACGAGCCAGUGGAGGAAUUUAUCCGUGAAGACUUUGAGUCCGCACAGCAGGCACGGGCAGCUGGGCUUGUUCCUGCUAGAGCGUCAUUUGCAUCCAUACCUCGAUCGGCAGGCCUGUCAAUGGCCCAGGUGAUGGACUUGCAGAAGUCUGGCUCGCACGGAGGAGCUGGUCAGGUGCAGAUUGGCUUUGCCUCGGGCCGCUCCUUGGAACCCCUGGCACGGACAACACUUGGCCACUCCUCAGUUUCCAUAGCCAAGCCUUUGCACGUCACUCAACCCAUUGUACACAGCCUUCAUCAGGUUCCCGAGAAGACGUUCAAGUGCAGCACAUCUCCAGCCGCCGUGCAGUACACAGCUGUGCCUGGGCUUGCCACAGGCACAGCCGGCCACUCUGCAGUGAUCGCAUCAUCGCCAUCGCCUCUCACAACUAGCAAUAGCAGCACUGCUAGCUGUGGGGCCACCAUCGUGUCACCUCAUGCACAAGUUGUACAGCCAAGUGUGCCCAUUCGAAGUAACAUGGGCACCAUGUCCCUUGUUACGUUGGCUCCCACGUCUGUUGUACAGUCGACACCGCAGGUGGUGGCAACAUGUCAGCCUGCAUCACUUCAUGGUUCCAACCUGGCCACUGGAGGCUCAGGCAUUCACCCAAUUUUCACCGUGGUGUCAGGCAAGAGUCCCCUGUCAGUGGCACCGGCAUCCACAGCGCCAAGCAUAGGACUACCCCAGAACAGGCUUGCAGGCGCAUCGCGUCUUGUGACGACAGCGUCUCCAGCAGUGCAGCCAACAAGUGUCCAGGUUGCGGGAUCAGUGACUCGCCCAGUAACGACGACUGUGGCCAUUCAGCCACCUACUAUGUCUGUGCCAACGGUUUCAGUUGUCAAGACACGCCCUGAGGAUGCCUCCAAAGAUGACCGACGCUAUGUGCCGGGGACCAAGGUGUUUGGGCCGACGUCUCUUGUGGGAUCAGCAGCAAGCUUGCAUGCUGGUGCCGGCCUGGAGGCAGCGGCUACUGUGUCGGAGCCCACAGGAAACCUCUUUGUGACUGGCACAGCAGCAAGGAACCUCACUACAACCAUUUCCUCCGUGUCAAGCAACAUCCCGACAACUGCGUCGCCAUUGCCUGCAACUGUCGUCAUUUCCGACACCCGGACAGACAGGCCAGCGCAGUUGCAGGGUGCCGCAGCAACACCAUCAUAUGCAGUACCAGCGACGUACUUGUACGAGUCAUAUCCGAUCCAGGGUGCCACCAUUACAAUGCAUCCAUACGCAGCAGCUACCCCAGCAGGUGUCACGCCUGUCUUUCCUGUGACGUCAGCGCGACCCAGCCGGCCGCACCUGGUGACUGGAAGUGCCAUGCCUUCAUCAGCAACUACUGUGGUGCAUCCGCCACAGCCUCUGCAGCAGCAGCAGCAACAACAGCAGGCUCAGCUGUCGCAGCCGCAGCCGACGGCGACGCACAUAGGUGCCUUGUCACUGGGUGCUUCUCCGGCUCUCGGAGCUGCCACCACUCUGGGCUCGCCAUCUCCCCUUGGGGCUGCCAGCCCUCUGGGUGCCAACUCCUUGGCAUCAACUGUGGUGCCUACCAUGGGGGCAGCAGCAGGUCAAGUUGUCAACGCAGUGCCACUUGGGACUGGUCAGGCCACGCCUUCUGCCGUUGCUGUUCCUCCGCCGCUGGCUAGCACACAACAGCCGUUGGGAGCAGCAGCUACUUUGGGCGUAGCCUCACCAUUGAGCUCAGCAAUGGGCUCCGGUCCCUUGGGGGCCACAACGGUGCGCGCACCACUCAUGGUAGCAGUGGACUCAAUGAGCAGCCGACAACAGCAGCAACAUCAGCAGCAGCUAGUUUCCCACAGUGCUCUGCACGCGCAGCCAACAGGCUUCACGUCCACAGGUUUGACGGCGCAUAGUAACUCCGGAAGCGAUGGUGUGGUCACUUCUCAGCCAUCUUCGGCACCUGCGCAGCCCUACAGCUGUGUGACACCAUCAAAUCUGCUUUCACCUACACACAGCUCAACACCACCGAAUCACAACACUUCGCCCCGUCCUAGCAUUUUGAGGAAGCGGACGUUUGAAAGUGCCCACCUGAGUGUAAAGAAAAACCUCAUGGCAUCGCUUCCUGGAUCGGAGCCUGCCAGUCCUCGUUCUGAAGCACCUGCAUCACUUUCAACUACUUCUUCACCGAAACCUGCAAGUGACAUUCAGCAGGAAAGCAGCAAUAGCAGUAGCACCGCAAGUGACCCACUUUUACCAGAGGCCUCCAAGUCAUCGUCCUUGCCUAUAGUCAAUAUCAAGCAAGAGCCUCCAGACACAUGUGAAACACCUCCAAAUGGAAAUGCCUCGGUCCUGCCUGCCCAUCAAAAUUCUACAGUGGAGGCUUCGCCACGAAAGAAACCAAGAAAGCAGUUACUCUGUGCAAAUGAGUUUUUGGACACCCAUUCUACUGAUGGAGAUGAUGACAUUGAAAAGGAGAGUCGGGAAAAUCUCAAGAAGGAAUUCUCACGGGGAGGUGAGCAUUCAUGA
This is a messenger RNA of Dermacentor silvarum, 3342 nucleotides long. RefSeq lists its product as uncharacterized. Bases 136 to 3342 code for a protein of 1068 amino acids. Lineage: Eukaryota; Metazoa; Arthropoda; Arachnida; Ixodida; Ixodidae. The record is from RefSeq and is a predicted model, not a curated record. The transcript has 21 exons.